Molecule: messenger RNA, 1068 nt
Organism: Danaus chrysippus (African queen)
Lineage: Eukaryota; Metazoa; Arthropoda; Insecta; Lepidoptera; Nymphalidae
Source: the annotation of a GenBank genome assembly
AUGUUUCUUGUGAAAAGUGUUUGUUUUUUGGGAAUCAUUGUUUUCAGUGUUUGUUCAAAAUUUUCAUCGUUAGAUACUAUAUAUCAAAAAGGAGUAGACGCUUAUUCCAGAGAACGAUGGUCUGAGUGUAUUGUCCAUUUUGAAGAAUCAUUACAUUUAUAUAAGACUUACAAAACCGUUAUUAUAAACUGUAGAUUAAAAUGUAAUACUGAAAAUAAAUCACAAAUACUUGAACAAAUUGAAGAUCUUAAAAUUUACGAACUAUUCCUGAAUAGAAGAAAUUGUUUAAUAAAGUGUUUGGAUAACGAAUUUGAGAAUGUCUACAUGUAUAACAAUGUCUCUAAUAAAAUACUUUCUAAUUUUCAAUCUAGGAAACCUUAUGAAUAUUUACACUUAUGUUACUUUGAAAUGAAUGCUUUACCAAAAGCUGCUUCUGCUGCAUACACAUAUUAUGUGGCAAACACUGAAAAUGAGAUGAUGAAAAAUAAUGUAGACUAUUAUAUUCUUCAACCUGAAGUAGACUCUAAAGAGGUGAUCGACUUGGAAAGUGAGGAUUACCAAGUACUAUACAGAAUUGGACUCAAAGCAUACAGAUUGAAAAAUUGGGGUGAAACAAUAGCUAAUAUGGAAGAAGCUUUAACACAUUAUCUCAAUUGGGAGAAUUCUUGCCGUGCUGAAUGUGAACAUCUAUCAGAACAAGACUGGACAUCUGAAUUUUCCAUAACAAUAGCCAAUUAUAUUGCAUCUGUAUUAACAUGUAGACAGAAAUGUCAAAAUAAUCCUAUUUUCAAUACUGGUAUUGAAUUACUAGCAGAAAUUCUAAACUAUUUACAAAUAUCAUACUAUCACAUGGAGAGAUUUGAAGAUGCUUCACAAGCAGUAGCCACAUAUUUAUUUUUAAUUCCCAACGAUGAAGAUAUGCUAGAAAAUAAAAAAAUAUAUCUCUCUCUUGUAGAUGAAAAAAGUUUCAGUGAAAGAUCUGAUGUAGUAUAUUAUUUUAAACGUGAUAAACAGGAGAAGAUGUUACUUAAUUUUUUUCAGAGUGAGAAUAAUGAUAAUUAUGCAUAA